Molecule: messenger RNA, 2250 nt
Organism: Yamadazyma tenuis ATCC 10573
Lineage: Eukaryota; Fungi; Ascomycota; Pichiomycetes; Serinales; Debaryomycetaceae
Product: histone demethylase
Biological process (GO): chromatin remodeling; regulation of DNA-templated transcription
Cellular component (GO): chromatin; nucleus
Molecular function (GO): DNA binding; histone H3K4me/H3K4me2/H3K4me3 demethylase activity
Source: RefSeq, a predicted model, not a curated record
AUGUUCGACAUCUCACAACUAGAGGAGUGUCCGACUUUGCGGCCCACUCAGACCGAGUUCAGGGACCCUAUUGGCUACUUGUCUCGUCCCGAUAUUAAGAAUCUCGGAUAUCACUACGGGAUCGUGAAAGUGGUGCCUCCCACCGGGUGGACUCCGCAAUUUCUGCUUUCACUGGAUUUCCGCUUCCAUACCAGGUUGCAAAAGUUGAGUGAUUUAGGCAUUAGGAGUCGUUCUAGGAAGUUUUUCACCGAGAACCUCAAUCGGUUUUUGACCAUGAGAAGAAGAAAACCGUUGGAGUUGAGUUUUCUGGUCAACAGUAAAACUAUCUGGUACUACGACUUGUUCGUUCAAGUUGACAAUCUUGGUGGCUAUGCCAACUUGAGGUGGAGCGACUGGCAAACAAUAAACCAUCAUUUUGGGGUGCACAAAGAUUCCAUCUACUUGCAAAAUGAGUACUUUGUCAGUAUCAAGGCGUACGCCGAGUUUCUCAACAGCAACUUGUCCAGUACCCUUCCCGAGUCCGACUCGGAAGACGAAUUGGAGAACUGUUUGUUGUGUGGGCAGAACCACUCUCCGGAUGAGACAUUAUUGUGUGAAAACUGCGAUAACCCCUACCAUAUACGGUGUUUAGGACUUGAAAAGGUGCCCAGUGGAACCUGGUACUGCAAAAAGUGUCUUGUGGGAACAGGAGAGUAUGGGUUUGAAGAGGAGGUGGAUAGGAAGUUCUCUCUUGGAGAGUUUUUUGAACACUCAACCAAUUUCCAGAAGCAGUUUUUUAGUGAGUAUGGUCCUAUGGGCCUAGCAGAGAUCGAAAAGAAGUUUUGGGAGUUUGUGGAAGUACAGAGAAGUGAUAUCGAGGUUCGGUAUGGGGCAGAUAUCCACAACUUGAAGCCGGGGCAGAUAUCGGGGUUCCCCAUGAAGAGCACCCCUCCUCGAAUCAAAGCGUACUUUGAUGAGGUUGAAUUUGACAAAUAUGCCGGCCACCCCUUCAAUUUGACGAAUCUCCCGUACUCCAAGGGCUCACUCUUGAACUACAUUAAGCAUUCCAUCUCGGGAAUGACGGUUCCGUGGAUAUACGUGGGAUCUUUACUUUCUACAUUCUGUUGGCAUGUGGAAGACCACUACACCUUAUCGGCCAAUUAUUGUCAUUUUGGCUCCACCAAAAAAUGGUACGGGAUUCCUGCCAGCGACUCUUCUAAGUUUGAGGCGCUCAUGAGAAGCACAGCUCCAGACUUGUUCAAACGUCAACCUGAUCUUUUGCAUCAGUUGGUAUCGUUAUUGUCACCCAUGCAAAUUGUUGCCAAUAACAUAAAGUGCUAUUACGCCAACCAGAACCCCAACGAGUUUGUGAUAACUUACCCAAAAGUGUACCAUGCCGGGUUUAACUCGGGUUUCAAUGUCAAUGAAGCUGUGAAUUUCACAAUGGAAAUGUGGUUGGAAUACGGCGAGGCCUCUAUUUCAGACUAUAAGCUUAUCAAGAAAGAAAACGUAUUUAACCAUUUCAAGUUGAUGGAAAAUGUCUUGUUGAACUUCAGCGUGGGUAAGGAGAGUAACAUUGACUUGGUGAGGCGGUGUCUUUCUAGUUAUAAACAGUUUAUUGCCCGAACCAAGAUGUCGUUGAAGGCUCUUGAUAAGAAUUUCGAGCUUGAGGACUUGAGCAACGUCAUCUCUUAUGAAAAUUACUUGGAGGAAGACAAUAAAGACGAAGUGGAUGAGGAGGAAUUAUGUGACAUAUGCCAAACUCAUAUCUCCCACAUCUUCUGUGUCUACAAUAAUCGGAAGCACCGAUUUAAUGAAAUUGCAGUCGAAGACUCCAAAACAACCAAGAUUUCCAUCAACCAGCUCCUAACUCCAGAAUCGUCACCUCUAGAAGUACGAAUUGCAAAGUUUGACCGUAUUCAAGAUAAAGAGCACAAUGUUCUAGAAUCUUGUGACUUACUACUAGAUAUUACUUCUAGUAGCAGAAGCAAUCUAACCAACAUUAAAAGCGAGAUGAACCCGGGAAGAAACCUUCGUAAAUCCAACCGGAUCAUCAAGCCCAAAAAGGAAGUGCACCUGAUGAAGUCCAAAAUGUCCAUUAUCAACCAUAGUCAUAGUAUGAACGAUUUGAACAGUAAGAUUGAGAUUCAUCUAUGCUUAGAUUGUGCUAAAAAGUUUGCGGACGUUCCUACGAAGUCGCAAUUGGUGGUUAAUAUCACCACCGAAGAAAUGGAGAGAUUUGCCCUGUCAAUUGAGGUCCUUCUACCAUAA